CCCCCCCUCUCUUCUCCCCUCCUCAUGACCAGUGCCCGGAAUCCCGCUCCCCUGCCUCUCUCUCCUUCUUCUCCCUGAGGUCUCGUCUCCUCUUCCUCCUUCCCUCUCAUUUGCCCCUGCUUGUGCAAUCGGAUCCGGUCCGCCCUUGUUCUAUUCAUCCCAUCAUUGAUCUAUCUACCCGUUCUCCUCUUCUUUCCACUCAUCUGUAGGAUGUGAACCCCUGCCUUCUCCACCCUUCUUCUAUGCAUGCCACACAAACACUCACACUCUCACACACUCCCACACACCAGCAACCAACGGAUUAUGCGAGCAAUUAACCACACAAACUGGGCAUUCUCAAGGGAACAGCAACCAAGUACCUACCGCCACCCACUGUUAAACGGCCCCGAUGGUCUGCAAGGGUCCGCCUUGCGCCCAUCUGUCGUCAGAAAUGCAAGUGAAAUCAAGAUGAAGCUUCAGCAGAUCGCUGCUGGUGCGCUGAGUCUACAGGCCCCCAAAACAAGGCGAACUAAUUCCAGAGUCAGGGUGGAGAUAGUCAUAACUAAGUAAUCCCUGUCCGAUUACAAAUCCAUCCUCUCCUCGCUUCCUCCUGUCCAAAGGACACAACUCCGUGGCCCUGGGCCUGAAAUAUAGGGCACCGAUUAAAGAUAUAGUUCCUCCGAGGCCGUGGAUGGAGCUCGGCAGGAUCAGUGCAACACAACCGUGGAAGUGGGAAUUGCGAGCAUAAUCCAAGCUUGCUG
Messenger RNA from Aspergillus homomorphus CBS 101889, 740 nucleotides. RefSeq lists its product as uncharacterized. The transcript has a single exon. The annotation marks the transcript as partial. The record is from RefSeq and is a predicted model, not a curated record. NCBI's taxonomy places the organism in Eukaryota, Fungi, Ascomycota, Eurotiomycetes, Eurotiales, Aspergillaceae.